Messenger RNA from Gryllus bimaculatus (two-spotted cricket), 2629 nucleotides. The record is from the annotation of a GenBank genome assembly. NCBI's taxonomy places the organism in Eukaryota, Metazoa, Arthropoda, Insecta, Orthoptera, Gryllidae.
AUGACUGCAAAUAAAGAUAAUGUAACAACACUUGAAGUAAAAUAUUACAGUGGAGUGAAAGUACAUCUAAGAGGAGGUCAGAUAGCUGAAAUAAUGGCCCGAAAUAUUGAAAUUAAAAGUCAUCUCAGAGAUAAAAAUAAAGUUCUUGAUGCCUUGAAGGAGUUAACGGAUCAUCCAGGAGAAAUUAUUAAACAAACUGAUACUUUUUUUGGGGUUCCCAAAGGAAGACUAAAAUUAAGACAAAUUGAGGGAGCAUGUUCAGAGUUGAUCUUCUACGAUCGACCAAAUACAGAUGGUCCAAAGCUUAGUAACUAUGAAAAGUAUGAAUUUUCAGAAAAUUCAAAUCUUCUUUCUGUUUUAUGCCAAUCAUUAGAUGUGAAAGGAGUUGUGAAAAAAGUGAGAUAUUUGUAUAUGAUAGAUCAAACUAGGGUUCAUAUUGAUGAAGUGGAAGGCCUUGGCCACUUUUUAGAGUUAGAGGUAGUUCUGAAAAGUGGUCAAACUAGUGAAGAUGGACAACAAAUCGCAGAAGAUAUAAUGGCAAAAUUAGGAAUAAAAAAUGAUGAUUUAAUAGCUGGUGCUUAUAUGGAUCUUCUUUUGCAGAAAUAGAAGAAAUCCUUGAAAUGUGGGAUUAUAAAGUUAAUGAUAAUUUGUAUAAAUAAAUAAUAAGUAGAAUUAUUUUUGUAUAAAUAAAUAAUAGGUAGAAUUAUUUUUGCAUAAAUACGUAAUAGGUAGAAUUACAUAAUAGUGUAUCUUGAACUUGUAGAUCUCUUUUGUAUUUUUCUUGUUUUUAGUAAUUGAACAAGGCAUCUGAAUCGCAGUUUGUUAGGAAAUAUAGAGCUAUUUUGUACGAAUCUUAAAAGGCGAUUGAAUAUUUUGUUUCAUUCCUUAUUAUUCAAAAGUAUAUAUGCUUAGCUUUUUAUUCAAUCUGAAUGCGAGUUAUUUAGGGACAAAGACAAUUGUAAUGUUAUAAUAUGACUUCCUAAUGGUUGCAUUCCAAAACCUUGGUCAUCCUCCCCGAAAACGUAGGUUAGCAUAAUAGUUGAAGAAUUAUAUUUUAUUUUUGUGUAAUAAAUAUAUGUAAAAUGAAAAUAUUUACUCCAAUAGCUGAAAUAGUAUAGAUUUGUUGCACCAUUUAAAAUUGAAAUCUAUUUUCGUCAAUGUUUUCCGUGAAUAAUAAAAUGAAUGAAAGAAAAAAUAGUCAUAACUAGAAAUAAUAUUAUUUAUUUUUUAAUCCAUUUUGGUUAGUUUAGUCAAAUUUUAUGACAAUAUUUAGUUGUGACUAGUGUAAUGAAUCAUUUUACUGCACCAGUGAGGUAAAGUAAUAAGUAGAGAUAUUCUGGGAUAUAUUGAUGAUCUUAUUUCAUGGUCUACUAUUAAGAAUAACCAUAACACCUAAUAAAACAAAAAAAUCCAUUUCCCAGGACUUUGCAACGAAUUUAUAGUAAAUUAGGUUUGUUGAAUCUAAAUAUGUCAUAUUCCAUAGUUUUUGUUCUAUGAAUGUUGUAAUGAAUGACUCUCAAAACUCACAGCAUUUAAUGCAAAUAUCUGUCUUUAUACACUAUUGUUUUUUUCAUUGAAUAUUGCAUUAUUUUCAGGAUACUUAAAUUGAGCUUCUUUCUAUUAAUAGAUCUUAUUUUGUUACAAAACAUUCUUCUGGAUGAGCUUGUUUGAAUGACUCUAUUGUAUUUUACUACAUUUGUGAGGAGUUUACGCCACAAAAACAGAAAAGAAAUAUUACAAACUUUAUAGAAAAAUAAUUAUAAAACAUUUAUCUUGAUUGUACUAUUUGUAAUAUUAAAAAUAACCAUAAUUAUCCCAGACUAAUAUGAGUUACUAUUCUGAAUUGUUUGAAUCUGAUUUGUUUUGCACAUGACUUUUUUGAGAUGAGAAGGGAAGUCACCUCCACCUCCCAUGAAAAGGUGCACUACGCUUAUGGGACUGAUGACCCCCAGCCGUUGACUCCUGCAAACGUGUGGGCGCUUGAAAUUGAAGCAAUUGAUAAAACUAUCUGAAAAACGAUUCAUUUUUUCUCUAAAAUGUUCCUUUGGAUAGAGAAUCGUUUGCAAUAAUGCGGAAAUUAUGUGCAAUUGUAAUUGUGUUGUAACACCAAUAGUUUGUUUUGUACUCCUGUGUUUCUGACCUCAGACAAUCCAGCUACUACCAGCAUGAUCCUACGUCAAUUUGGGAAUCGCCUCUUCAAAAGAAGCUUAUUAGAAAGUAAUUUAGUUCGCUUCAAUGGUGAUUUUUCCCAUUCGUUUUACUCGUACUUAGGCCUGUGUCACACGUGCGUUGCGUUGACGCGCGUAACUUAACUCUGAUAACGUCAUCUGCGUUGAUGCCUGCGCACACGAGUUACUUAACGCGCGUCGUAAAUCAACGCUAUCUUUUGCGAAACGGCACAUGAGCGCUCUUGGUGACGUGCGUUUUGCCCACAAGCUACAGCUUAAGUAAGGAUACAGCGUUUUCUGCAUCCAACGCGCGAUGCUCGCUUGAUGACGCGCGUUGGCAAUUACACACGUCGCCAAGAGCGCUCUUGUGCUGUUUAGCGUAAGGCUGAAAGUACGACGCGCGUUAAGUGUCUCCUGAUGUCAUCUGCGUUUGUUGACGUGCGUGAACACAACGCUCGUGU